ACGCGCUGCAGCUCGGCGACUCUGCGGCGCGUGCGUCACACGGUGUCAGUAAAAUAACGACGGACAGAAAAAAAACAGAACUGUCGGUUCCUGUUGAGCGACGGCACCGACACCGACCGACCGAGAGGAAGCAGGUCCACCGACAGGCUCAGGAUGUGGCAGGAAGGCCCAGAGGCGACCUGCGCCGGAGUCUGAGUGGAUCACUAUUUGGCAAGAGGCAGAAAGGCGGGACUCGGCGGAGGAAGAAUUUUUGUCUUCAGCGCAAAAUUAGCGUCAAGAUAACCAUGGUCAGGCCGCCUGGUUACCGGCGGGGCCCCAUCUUGGCUCGGUUAUCUUGACGCAGCGGGAACCGAACGGAGGUAAAGCGGAUCGAUUCGCAGCCUCGGCGGUUGAUCGGGUUCGUGCGGGGGCGCUGAUCGGCUCAACGCAGCGUUUCCUCAUCCACGUCUCCUCGGUCUCCAGGUGUUAGUCUGCACCCGGCCUGGAUGCAGCCUGUCCGGAGCCCAGCCUAGUUCCUGGUGCUCCUUCUUUCCCUCCACCUCCUCCCUCCUUUCCCUUCCCUCCUCCCCCCUGCUCCCUCCUUACUUUCCCACCCCCACCAUCCCCCCCCCUCUCACAUCAACACACCUGAAGUGACCCCGGCCUGUGUCACACACAUCCACUCCAUUAUUUAACCUGGACCAGCAGCCUGGCGGGCUGCCCCCUACAGGUGGAUGAAUGAAGACCCCAUUCAAGAGCCCCGCGGCCCCGCGGCCCCGACCAGACGGCGGACAUUCAGGUGUGUCUGCAAACAUGAUGAAGAAAAAGAACCCGCACAAGAAGCAGAGGACCAGUGUUGGUCCCAGUAAACCUCUGUCUCCGCCCAGGAGGAACAUCGUGGGCUGCAGGAUCCAGCACAUCUGGAAGGAGGGAAGUAAGUCGUCUCAGUGGAAGGGGACGGUCCUGGACCAGGUCCCCGUGAACCCCUCCCUCUAUCUGAUCAAGUACGACGGCUUCGACUGCAUCUACGGCCUGGAGCUGUACAGUGACGAGCGGGUGGUGGGCCUGGAGGUGCUGCCCGACCGAGUGGCUCCGGCCCGUGUGAGCGACUCGCUGCUGGCCGAGACGAUGAUCGGGAAAGCGGUGGAGCACAUGUUUGAGACGGAGGACGGGCCGAAGGAGGAGUGGCGGGGGAUGGUUCUGGCCCGGGCGCCCAUCAUGACGACCUGGUUCUACAUCACGUACGAGAAGGACCCGGUUCUCUACAUGUACCAGCUGCUGGACGACUACAAGGAGGGAGACCUCCGCAUCAUGCCCGACUCCAACGACAGCGUGGCGGCGGAGCGGGAGCCCGGGGAGGUGGUGGACAGUCUGGUGGGCAAACAGGUGGAGUACGCCAAAGAGGACGGUGGGAAGAGGUCGGGGAUGGUCAUCCACCAGGUGGAGGCCAAACCCUCCGUCUACUUCAUCAAGUUCGAUGACGACUUCCACAUCUACGUCUACGACCUGGUCAAGACGUCCUAAGACCAGGAGACCUGGUCCAGAACGUCCCGCAAAGACUAAACGAGUCCUGAUCCAUCCCACCAUUAACCCCCAGCCCCCCCGCCCAGUGAAGACGAACCACAGCUCGGGUUCAAAACGUCCUGAGACUCAUCGCGAUCUGCGGAGACGCCAUUAUUUCUGUUCUUUGCUCUCGUCUUUGAUGAAACGCCUUAAAAACAGAAAAGAAACCAAACGUUGGGUUCAAACGACAAACCAGCUGCAGGUGGAGAGACCAGUGUGGACUCAUCCUCUCUGACCAGUGACUCUGCGUCUGAUGGUUUGGUGUGAAUCCUGAGGGGACUGGAUCCUGAGACCCUCCGGUCGACAGGUCAACAGAACGGCCUGCGUCUCGUGGUGGGCGGGGCUUCAGCUCUGAGUCUGACGGGUCAAUGAAGGAACGAGACGUCAGGAUCGCCCUGAACUCUCUGACCCAUCAGGUUCCAUCGUGUCUCCACGAGGAGCACGUGUCCAAUCACAGAGCACUACUGACCCGCCCCCCCGCUGGUCCCCUGUUGACUCUUAACUCUGGGAUCAUCUGUUUCUGUGGGUUUGACGACCUCCAGCUGCCGUCAGGUCGUCCUGCUCCCGGCUGACGGAUCCAUCAGGACACUUUUAAGUUGAACUUUUUUUAACUUGUUUGUUUCUGUUUCAGCCUCAGUUUCAUUUUUUCAACAAAAAGCUUCGACUUGUGUGUUUUUUUUAUUUUCAACGGAUGUUUUUAUAUUUGUGCCAAAAUAUUUCCAGAAAAGUAUUAAUUGUUUUUGAGCCUCGGUGAAAAAGAUCGUUAUGAUAAUGCUGCAUCAGUUACUGAUACUUUAAACACCAUUUAAUAAAUGACUGUAAAUGUGAAAUACUGGGGGGGGGUGGUAUCUCCUCAUCAGAUCUUAAUGGUAGAGAAUGUCCCAAUAUGUACGUUUCUCUGGGUUCUGAAUUGAUCUGUCCACAACUUUAAUAAAAACCGAAACAAGGUCAGAAUAAGAAGUUAUUCCCCCUCACUGACGCCCCGCCCCCCCACUGCAGGUUCCAACGCUGGACGUUUAAUAAAAAUCUGCAGUUUUUCUGUUUUCACAUCGUGGAACUGGAACUUUGUUUUCUCUGUAAUUCUCAGUUCGGUUCCAGCUCUGGAUCUUCUUCAGUCGGAAAGUCGAGGAUUCAUCUGUUUAUUGUUUUUAUGACUGUAACGUGCCGACUGACAAAUCACUUCACAGCUCCCGAUAGAGACUUCAAGAAUUCAGACCAAUGGGAGCUUGAAGAAACUUUUUGAAUCGUCUCACAUCCCACCAAUCCUCCGCUCCCAGCCCAUGUAGCUCCGCCCACCAAACUCCUGAUGCAGAAACUGACGCGUUUACCCGAAAAGAAAAUGUUUCAAAAAAGAUUGUCUCUCUGAAAACAACUGAUUUACAUCCAGAACGUUCCGGGUGAGAAUCUAUAAUCUGUAGUCCACAACAUCUAGAACCUUAUCUGCUUCAGCGCUGAUCUGGAAUCUGCUGUUUGCAGACGUCCUGACAAAGUGAAACUAGAAACUGGAGACGCUGGAAAGUUUAUUCUGUGGAAGUUUUGAAAAAAUACCUUCUCAUCAUGGAACUUACAGUUUCUGAUUCCAGAACAGGAACUGGCUCAGGGCGGGAUGGUGGUUCCACAGUUUAUCAGCAUCCUCUUCUAGAACCAGUGGUUUGUGUUCACUGGGUUUAGAACCCUCCCACUCUGUCUCAUGUUGUUUAGAACAAUUUACUUAAAUCAUUUGUUCUGGUUCUAAAAUCUGUUUUUUGACCUUUAAUCUUUCUUGAACAUGUGGUUUCUCGGUAGCAGCCUCACGUCCUGAUUCUAGAACACAUUCAGAGGUUCUUCAUGUCCAGAGGAGACAUCAAAGCUGUUUGUGGAUGUAAAUGUUAGAAAAUGUCAGAACUGUUCUGGAAUCAGAAGCGAUCAGUUUCAGAGGGUCAGUGAUCUGUGGAGGAAUCAAUCAGUAGCUUGACAGAAAGUUAAUCGGGAACUUUUUGUUAAAUGUCUCGUCUGAAAUGUUUCUCACGUCAGACACUCGGAGCAGCUGUUUGUGUUUAAUUAUCAGAUGAGGAUUCAUUAACGAAUUGAAUUAAUUGACAAAUUAACAGAAAACAUUAACAACCACUUUGUGAUUAAGUAUAAAGACUCGUCCACUGAGGUUUGUUGAAUCACUUCGUCUGACGCAGAGAAAUUAUUUUAUUACUUUUACAUUUAACGUUAAUGUGGAUGUUGUUGAGAGGGUUACCCACAAUGCAUCUGUCUUCAGGCUAAAAACCACAGGAUGUUUGGAUUGUUGUGUGUGUGUGUGUGUGUGUGUGUGUGUGUCAGCCUGUUCAGAGCAGUGUUGUUUUUGCAUGCCUCUAUAGCCUCUAUGCCUCCGUGUAAAUCGAUGUGAGUUGCAUGUUUGUGUAGUUUUCAGUUGAUUGUCGUCGCUUUGGUGCCUUUUCAUUUCAGUUCUCUUUUUUUUCUCUGUUAAAUUUUGUACUUUGUGUCUGAGGCUGGUAUUUUAUGGUUAUUGAGCAAAAAUAAAAAACUAAAAAGAAGAAAUCCUCGUCCAAACAGAAGAGACACCAGUUAUCAUGAGGAGUGGGAGGUGAUGGCGGCUGUGAGUUCUGUUUCGGGGGGAUUGUCCCUUUAAAGAGUGCCAACUCCAGAUGCCAGUGUUGUACAGCUCAGUGAAAAACUCACUAUUUACUAAAUAAACAGUUUCUGUUGUUUUUCA
Messenger RNA from Pleuronectes platessa (European plaice), 4246 nucleotides. RefSeq names its product spindlin-1. The transcript has 8 exons. The coding region runs from base 718 to 1503 and encodes 261 amino acids. NCBI's taxonomy places the organism in Eukaryota, Metazoa, Chordata, Actinopteri, Pleuronectiformes, Pleuronectidae. Gene Ontology annotation, biological process: gamete generation. The record is from RefSeq and is a predicted model, not a curated record.